This is a messenger RNA of Rattus rattus (black rat), 291 nucleotides long. RefSeq names its product putative KRAB domain-containing protein ZNF788. Gene Ontology annotation, biological process: regulation of DNA-templated transcription. The coding region runs from base 1 to 291 and encodes 96 amino acids. The transcript is spliced from 2 exons. The record is from RefSeq and is a predicted model, not a curated record. Lineage: Eukaryota; Metazoa; Chordata; Mammalia; Rodentia; Muridae.
AUGACCUAUGAAGAUGUGCACGUGAACUUCACUCAGGAAGAGUGGGCUUUGCUGGAUCCAUUUCAGAAGAGUCUCUACAAAGAUGUGAUGUUGGAAACCUACAGGAACCUCACUGCUAUAGGCAUAAAAGAAGUCAUACUGGAGAGAAAACCUCUAAGUAUACUACAUGUCGUAAAGCCUUUGCAUAUCAGAGUCACCCUCAAAGGAAUGAAAAAAUUCAUACUGGAGAGAAACCCUACAAAUGUAAGUAAUGUGGUGAAGCCUUUGCACGUUACAGUCAUCUCCAAAUAG